AACAUGUCUGGAAAAAAUUUACAUAUUCUUACCUCUUGCUGUCAACUUUUUAGUAUUUAUAAUCUUUGCAGCAAAUUCAAAUCCAGUUGAUUUUUGGACACAUCUUUUUACAAUUGAGAAGGCACCUCUGAAAAAUCGAACAAUUUUGUGUGCAUGUGCAACAAUACAAUGGUCAGUGAACAUACUUUCCUAGCUCUUCUUUGAUGUCGUAAUUGUCCGAAAAACGCGUACAGGCUGCUGGAGCAGCCAUCGCGAUGGCACACUUAAGAAAAUCUAUUUCGGCAAUAAAUUGUCAGCAAAGCGUUGUAUAAAAUUGCUCGAUCUCUGUGAUUUUGCAGCGCGCCUAUAUUUCCCCUUCCAACGUUGUUAAUUUUUCCUUUUAAGUAAUCAAACAAUAUAAAUACAUUCAUAAAAUUAGAGUUAGAGUAUCAUUAUACAUUAUGAUUAUCAUACGAAUAUAUGUACAUAUGUGAGAUACACAAACACAUUUAUUAUAAUAAGACAGGUUAAAGUACCGGCAGAGAUCUCGUUAUUGUUUUGUGUCUCCGCUCUAUUUCGAACAUACACCGGUUUACUGAUUGUUUAUUUAAUGGUUUGGUACUCUAAUUAUAAAAAGUACUCCUCUGAUAUAAAUUGCUUACUUAAUUCAAUAUUAGAUUUUUAAUGUUGUGUUGCGACUUGUUAUUGUUAUCGGUACUAAACUCCCAUCACUAUUAAUUGUCGAAGUAGAAAGCGGCAUUGUUUUUCAAACUAAAAAUAAAAUUGAUGUUGUUUACGUAAAUUUAUUAAAGUUUUCAUCAUAUAUGAUGAAUUUCGUUAACUGUGUUAACUAUGUCACUGUUAUUUAUAUACAAAUACAUUUUUAUGUUCAUGUCAGGAGGAAUUAAGUUACAAAGACCAAGCUACACGAUGCCUGUUAUGCGCGGAUCCCAGGCAAAAUAUCGUUAUCUGAUUGCAGGGAGCAUAGAGCACGGAAAUUCUUACCGCGUCUGUCAACCUGCGUACAUGCAGAAUAUCUAUCUGGUGGUGGAAAUGGCCGUCAAAGCCCAAUUCAACAUACUAACACAUUCUUAUUGCGAGAGGCAAGUGUGUUCAAAGGUUCUGGUACCGAGCAAGUCUACUAAUAAAACUGAAACCACGGAGCGUUUGAUGGAUUCUCGCAGACUUGUUCUUGGCGGUUCUGACUUAAUAUUUACCUACAAGGAUGCUAGAGGCUGUACGCGCUCAUCGGGACGGACGGAAAGACAGACAUGGCUAUAUAGACUCGGAUAUUGGUGCUGAUCAAGAAUAUAUAUACUUUAUAUGGGGUCGGCGUUUCCUUCUCUGCGUUACACACAAUUACAAUAUAUUUCAUAACUCUU
Molecule: messenger RNA, 1361 nt
Organism: Drosophila obscura
Lineage: Eukaryota; Metazoa; Arthropoda; Insecta; Diptera; Drosophilidae
Exons: 4
Coding region: 832-1281 (149 amino acids)
Source: RefSeq, a predicted model, not a curated record